Glarea lozoyensis ATCC 20868 is the source of this 738-nucleotide messenger RNA. RefSeq names its product F1F0 ATP synthase subunit C. The transcript has 5 exons. Gene Ontology annotation, cellular component: proton-transporting V-type ATPase, V0 domain. Gene Ontology annotation, biological process: proton transmembrane transport. Lineage: Eukaryota; Fungi; Ascomycota; Leotiomycetes; Helotiales; Helotiaceae. The record is from RefSeq and is a predicted model, not a curated record. Gene Ontology annotation, molecular function: proton-transporting ATPase activity, rotational mechanism. Bases 1 to 738 code for a protein of 245 amino acids.
AUGUCAGCGGAUUGGAGCCGCAGUGAGCACGGACCAUAUCACUUUCAACAGCCAGAUGAUGGCAACCUUGAUAGCUUCGACUACAACAAUCUCAUCACUCUCACCCCAACUCCUACUUUCAGUUCCUCUCGCAAGAUGAGUCUCAAAUAUGGUGCUUAUGGUGUUACCACGUCUUUGGCGGUAGUGGGAGCUUACAUGCUCUUCACGGGCGACGGAGAAGCUUUCAAUGUUGGACAAUUUCUGGAAGAUGUAUCGCCAUACGCAUGGGCGGACAUGGGAAUCGGAUUGUGCAUAGGAUUGUCUGUUGUCGGCGCAGCAUGGGGUAUCUUCAUUACUGGAUCAUCGAUUAUCGGUGGAGGUGUUAGGGCUCCCCGUAUACGAACGAAAAACUUGAUCUCCAUCAUUUUCUGCGAGGUUGUGGCUAUCUACGGCGUCAUUAUGGCAAUUGUGUUUUCAUCGAAAAUCAAGGGACUGGACGGAGACGCGAUAUAUUCUGGAAGCAAUUAUUAUACUGGAUAUGCGCUUUUCUGGGCCGGGUUGACCGUGGGCAUGUGUAAUCUGAUAUGCGGUGUUUCUGUUGGAAUCAAUGGGAGUGGAGCUGCGUUAGCUGAUGCAGCAGAUCCCAGCCUGUUCGUGAAGAUUCUUGUCAUCGAGAUUUUUAGCUCAGUCCUCGGUUUGUUCGGGUUGAUUAUUGGACUAUUAGUAUCCUCAAAGGCAGCCGAGUUUAGCGACGAAUGA